UGGAUUGCACCUGGCUAGGCUGCAGGAUACUGUAUUCUGGAAAAGUGAAAAUGAUUCAACCUUAGCUUGGCAAAUAUAUUACACAUUUUUCCUCAAUCUUGCUCAUCGUUCUAUUUUGUGCCAAAAACAUAAAUGCCAUUUGAAUCGUCUUUAGCUAGUACAGUACUUUCGUUCGGUCACGUUUCCAGUAUGCGAGCGCAAGGCGGCUAAUUAGAACGAGAAGGCAGGGGUGGGGGGAAGUGUACUCUGCCAAUCAGACGUAGUUACUAGGCGGGCCUGAAAUUUCAUUCGACCAAUCAAGGUUCUCCCACCUGACGACCGUCAAUCAGCUGAGCCUCUUUCGGGUAGGUUCUACAAUGUUGUAGCCAAAGUUUUGAACGGUAGUUCUUCAGUUAGCUAACAGCUAGUUCGAUGCCUGCAAUAGAGGAGUUUGUCCAGGAAUGGCUAUACUUUUGGCAAGCAUAUUUCGACUUUCAAAGUCAGAGGAUUUUAUAAUACGGCCUGUUAGCAUAGCUAACAGUAUAUUUAUUGCUAGCUAGAUGUAUUUUAGAUCUUAGCAGCCUGUCUCAGUUUUCCUACUUUGCUGUGGCGAGAAAUUGAACUAGAUAGUUAGUACAACACAACAUGAUAUGGGCCAACGUGAUAUUGUAUCCUACGAGACGUCGGUGAGAAGAAAAAGCAGAAUUCGAACUGCCUCAACAAUGUGUCGUUUGGAUGUGGAGUGUGCCGUGAAAGGACCUGAACAACAUGGAAAUGCCAUCCCUUCGUCAAGGUACAUGGUGGGCCGUGGGGUGAAACGUAAGCUUAGUGACUGUGAGGAUCAGAUGCUGGACCUGCCCUACCCCCAGCAGAGGCAGUUGGUGCUGGACCUGUGCCUGGAUAAACUCCAGAGUUGCCAGCGCCGAGCUGAACCCAGCCUGCACCGCUCGGUGUUGCUGGCUAACACUCUGCGCCAGAUUCAACGGGAGAUGAGGCAGGAGGGAGGCCCGCAUCCUGAGUCCUCCCCUCCAUCCCCCGCCACACCGCGCCACUCCCCGGAUCUGCCGCCCGUGCCCUCGGACCGUCCCUCCACCCCAGUGGCCGCGCUCUCAUCCUCACUGCUGUGUGACGACGCACAGUCAACCUGCACAGAGCUCCCCAAGGGACCGGGGUCGGAGGACGGCGGCAAGUCGCCGGAUCUGAUGUUUGGAUCCUUUGAAAUAACCAACUCCACCAGCUACUUGACGGACCUGCAGCUGGAUGACAUUUUUGAGGACAUUGAUACAUCUAUGUACGACCCGUCAGACUUCUCUGUUCUGGCCUGCCCGCCUCCCAGAGGGAGCAGCGGAGCCUCCUUGGGGAAUGACUAUAACCUCAAGGCAUUCUCCACCUGCACCACCUCCAGCAGCACUCUGCAGAUGUGUCUCAACGACCUCGACCACAUCAUGGAGAUCCUGGUGCGCUCUUGACUGAUUGGCGCCACGUCGUAGUCACAACUGCCCAGCAUUUUAUGAGCUGGGGGUGGGAAGAAUGACUUGAUUUUUUUAUUGUCUCUAUUUUCAUACAGAGAACUUGUUAUAUUUAUACAAAAAGACUGGAUACCUGCCUGAUACACUUCUACUGUAUGAUAAUGCACAUUUUUGGUGGCCCGCUGAGGCCAUCUUUCCUAUAGCAAGAUGAAAUUAAUAUGCAGGGACUUAAAGCAAGAAACACAAGUAUUACCAUUGAGACAUAUUUAUACUGGAUUGUUAUUCACCAGUGCAUUCUUCGCGGGGGGAGGAAUGACAACCUGUGGAACAAGGUGAUGAAAAGAACAUUGGGGGUGGAUUCCAUUAAGUAUUUCUGGAGCAUUACAAUAAUUUAUCAAGAAUUGAUAUGAGAUAGGAAUUAUUCAAUACUCACUACCUCUCUCUAAAACUAAGAGCUCUGUCUCACUAUUCAAAGAGAUUCAUGAACUCGCCGCUUCACUAAUUUUGUAUUUCGAUUGGUCUUGUUCCUUUAACAUAGAAAACUGGUGAUUGUCAAUAAUGCAGAUUUUUAACACCAGAAAGAAUGCCUUCCUGCCGAUAUGAAUCACAAAACAUAGCCGAUAAUUCCAUGUUACACUGAUGCCUUGUCCAUCCAUUUUGGUCAUUUUAAUCAGAUGGUAGCGGACAACAAAAUAAUCAGCACUAGAUUUUGAUGAAUAUUUGUUUUGAGAAUCUUGAGGAUAUUGCAUUGAUUACUUGGAAUGAUCUGUGUGUUUUUGUUAGACUCUAGAAUAGAAAAUGCAUGCAUUUCAGCAUUUAGUGGUUUGUCUCAUUGAAGAACUGUACAAUUUGAGUGCUAUGUAUUCUUUUUCUCCACUAACGGUUGUAAGAAAGAAAAAUGCAGAUGCCGUCGUAUCCCUCUAAAGAACAUAGUGCCUAUAACGGAGGAUGAGGACUGGUGAUGGUGGAACUGCCCACUGUGGACCCGCACAUGGACACUAGCCUAUGAGAAGGUGACAGCCUGUGAGUUAUUUCUCUAAGUAAUUUAUUUUUGAUGUGAUACUCAGUCCUGAAAAGAAGCCAUUCUGCCAGGUGUGGGCACAUCUGCUUUUAACCCUUCACACUCCCCUCGCCAAAGACUGACACUGCAAAAAAGAAGACCUUGGAUGUCGGUGCCUCGUGCUAUGGUCAAGACUACGGUGUCCUAAUGUUGAGUGAAACCGUCAGCCAUCCGGUAGAAUCCUCAUCCAACAUUUUGUUCUCUUGGAAUCGCCUUUUCUCUUACAACAGACUACAGGGUUGGACUCUACUCCCAAGAAAAUGCAAGUCAUGGAUACUGAUGUAGGAUCUUAAUUUGAUCUCUCUGUUUCAGGAUAACUUUUCUGCAAAUUGUAAUUGGGUCUUAAAACGGCUUAUGAAGUUUAAUUUCCACUUUGGAAUUUCAGACUUGAUUUUCCCUUAAGUAUCAACCCCUACAAAAAUGUCCAUGAAUUAUAAUUCACAAUUCUUGUUGACGCAGGAUUAUUUUGCUGCUGUCGUAAAUUACAAUCCUACAUGUGUAGGUAGUGAAAGGAGUUGCGUAACAAAAGGGAUGCCAGCUAGAGCCAUUCCAAAAGUUACAGGAUGCCAUAACUCUUAAGGCGCUGAUGGGACAUCCCCACUAUCUUUUAGCUCCUUCUGUCUAAGGGUCAUACCUGUGCUGAGGGACUGUCCUGCAUUGUUUGCAGGCGGUUUUCCCCCUGAGACUGGAGGGGGAGGGGCAGUAGCUCAUCAUGUGGAGACCCUUGCUUGUGGAAAAGGCUACACAGUUUCACAACAGCUGGUAUGUGUGUGUCUGUAUGCCAAGCUCUGUCCCCCAAAAGGGGCCCUCUUUUUCUGUCAGCCAAUAAGAAUGCUGAGGGAGGGGCUUUGUCAGCCUGUAUGAAAGUGAAUAACAAAUGUGAGCAGCUAGAUGCAGUUCCUUUUCUCACUGUGGUAUGUGUCCUCUUCCUUGGCUCUUUUCACUGUUUAUAACCAAGGGUUUACACAAUUUGACAACUUCUGUUGUCUGUUAGUUCAACACCGUGUAUCCACAAUUUAUCAUGAAUCAUAUGACUAAAACGGAAUUAUCUUGUGUCUGCAUUGAUCCACAUAUUCUGAAAUAGGCUGAUUUUUAGAUGAGAGAUUGGGACACAGGCUCCCGGACUCUGUGGUGAAGCUCUCAAAGUAAACAAGUCCCUGGUGUUGCUGCUCUGCCGUUGACACACAGACCCCUCCCGUCCUUCCAAAACCCCAGCACGACUGCACACAGACCCCACCCUAAGGACGGACUCGGCCUACCCUGAACAUCAUAACACAUGGUACAAUAAAACCAAGGAGGCUUAUUUAUCACACCAUCUGCAUUCUUCAGUGGGCCCUCACUGCUGAGAGCUGUGCAUCAAAUGUUGAGAAUUUCUAAGCUUUGUAAGCUUUUUUUCUUGUACAUAUUUGUAUUUAUACUUUUUCCUGUGUGAUUGUUUAUUUUGAUGACCGCAUUGACAUAAUAUAUUGCAUUUAUUUAAGUAACUGGUCUGGGGGUUUUGUAGCAGAGUUCAGGACCCAUUUUAUUUUCAUCGAAGAGGUAAUAUUGUGAAAACAUGUCUAAAUAUUUGUUGCAGAUCAUGAAGAGAUUGAUAUUUUAGAUGUAACUGGGCCUACCUUUCGUGUUCACGAUGGGAUUCUAACAAAGUCUAGAUGAAGAUUACUAUGGAUCAGGCAGUUGUAAAACUGGCAGCUUUUCACACUUUUCAGCCUGCAGACACUUAGUGAAGUUUAACCAAAAUAUGAAAUUGGCAGUACAAGUGGUACAUGUACGUUUGUAUAACCAAUCAAUAUCCCUGGAUUGAGCAAUGGAAUAGGCUAACGUGAUGGCCUGUCUAAUAUUCCGGCCAGUUAUGUAACUCACUAGCCCUCUGGUUCUUAGAAGAUGUUUUGGAGAUUUUUACCAAACGUGAAAGGACUGAAAUCCCACUUUCACUCGGCAGACUCCUUAACUAACAGUCUGAAUGCUUAAAAUUAAGUGUAGAAAGGAGUAAAUAAAGAUCUGUUAUAGCACAUCUUUAAGUAGCCUAAGUGUUCCAUUUACUUUUUUCAUGUCUUCUCUGCAGUUUGCAAGGAGUUGCACUCUGUAGGGUGUUGACAAACCAAUGUGAACUAAUACUGAUGUAGUUCUCUUGAUAAAGAACAAUGUCACAGAUCUAUUUGUUAAAGGACUUUUUAAUACUGAGAGGUCGACAAACACUUCACUUGGAAUGGUCUUACUAGAGUUGGAGCAUUACAGAACGAACGAGGUGGAGUCCAUCUUUGGGGUUUUUACCACCUGUGUGUGACCCUUCUGGAGUAAAGUUAUUUUCAAAAACAUUCUACUGAAAACCAGAAUGCUUCGGGAUUAUCACUUUUGUCCCAAGUGCAAUAUGAGUGUUUGUUGGUGAUCUAUAUUUAGUAGAAAUGUCUAACAUUUGUUUUUAUACUCUAUGCAAUACUAUAGCAAUUCAGUAAGUGAAUAAAAUGCAAAAGAGGAA
This is a messenger RNA of Salvelinus fontinalis (brook trout), 4987 nucleotides long. RefSeq lists its product as uncharacterized. The record is from RefSeq and is a predicted model, not a curated record. Gene Ontology annotation, cellular component: nucleus. Bases 630 to 1448 code for a protein of 272 amino acids. NCBI's taxonomy places the organism in Eukaryota, Metazoa, Chordata, Actinopteri, Salmoniformes, Salmonidae. Gene Ontology annotation, molecular function: transcription regulator activity. The transcript has 2 exons.